Molecule: messenger RNA, 1533 nt
Organism: Elgaria multicarinata webbii
Lineage: Eukaryota; Metazoa; Chordata; Lepidosauria; Squamata; Anguidae
Gene: C1H7orf78
Exons: 7
Coding region: 151-1182 (343 amino acids)
Source: RefSeq, a predicted model, not a curated record
AAAAGACCAGACCAUGAGGAAGGAACAGAAAGAAGCAGUCUGAAGGAGUCUAAGUGAAGCUUAGGCACUGUGAAGAAAAGACAGUGAUGCAGCAUGAGAAGUUUGAAAAAGGACCUGGCUUAAGAGAGGGCAUAGAGAGGCAAAUGCAGCAUGUUUCCCAAUAUCCAUGGCAGGAACCAAUCCAAGUGUACUUUUGAUUCAAAGGGAAAGUUUACUACAAACCUGGAGUUAGCCAUAGCACGAAAUCGAGUCCGUGCACCGCAGCAACCCCAGGUCCCCGCUGAAAGGGAAUGUUCAAUAAAGCAACCUCCUGAUUUUAGCUAUAAACUGUAUAUAACUCCUGUCCAUUUUGGUAAGCUACACGGAAAGUCGAAGGAGCUGAAAAAGAAGAAGAAAAUGAACACAUUCUCUGAAGAAUUGCACAAAAUAAGGUCCAGAUUGUUUGUCCCCGUCCUGGAACAGGAGGAGCAACCGGAGAUCGUCACAAGAUUUCCUCAUGUGGGCCCCUAUGAAGCCCAGCUAAUGUUUGUGAAGAUGGGAAAGUUUAAGAGCAGCAAAUACCAAGAUCCCAAACCAUACGACUACAGACAGUAUGAACAAGAUAUACCAGAUUUUGUGACAAGCUAUGCCAGAGAUCCUUUGAAUCUAAAGCUCAAAUUGCAGAGUUUAAGCAAAGUCCAUGGACUGCAUCCUUUCACAGAAGAAAAACGGGGAUCCAGAUCGAAGGAAAAAAUCAUGACCUACAAGGCUCAAGAACUCAAAUGGGAUUCAAAGUUGCUUCUUCCAAAGGAACCUUGGCCUGCUAAAUCUGAUUCUUUUACGAGGCACAGAAGACAACGAGGUGUACACAGUGCCUUUAUGGAUCGUGUGGAGGAAACACUAAGCAAGCUGUGGCUGAAAGAGGCAAGCCAGAAGCAAGCAGGGAGCAGAAGAAAAGCAGCAGAUAGUACAAGAAAGAAAACACUCGCCUCUCUUCCCACUCAGAUGGAGCAGCAGGGCAGGAGGCAGCAAGAAAAAAGCCUUCCCAAAGGACAGCUCUCUCAGUCACCAUCUACAGGACCACGUGGGUGGGGAAUGACAAAUCACUCCAGCCUGUCGUUUCAUAUAAAACCACAACCUUUGGGCUUCUUGCUGCCAAACGGCAUAGCCCAAAGUGUCGAGGAGUUGAGGUGCAAGUUAUGAAGGCAAACAGUGGGGUAUCCUGCAAACACGUAAGAGGCAUUAUGAUGACGGCUACCAUUCAGUCUCUAAUCCACCUUCUUCCAGUAGGUCGGUUAAUGUACCGAUGUGUGCAUAUAUCGUACAAGUAUAAUAAAUUAUUAUUUUAUGUAUGUAACACACUCUUACACCCAGUGGCACUCAGAGUGAUUUACCUGAAAUAAUAAAGUAAACAUUAUAAAUCCAUGUUCAAAAGGGGAAAUGUUUACCCCCCAAAAAUGCUACUUUGAAUACUAGAACAAUGGGAUUUCCUUACAAAUGAAGUGGUCCCAUAGGAGCUGAUUGCGGGACCCUGCACAGAAACAAUUACUGCAU